Molecule: messenger RNA, 3914 nt
Organism: Aspergillus candidus
Lineage: Eukaryota; Fungi; Ascomycota; Eurotiomycetes; Eurotiales; Aspergillaceae
Product: putative ubiquitin C-terminal hydrolase
Exons: 3
Coding region: 284-3616 (1110 amino acids)
Biological process (GO): protein deubiquitination
Cellular component (GO): cytoplasm
Molecular function (GO): cysteine-type deubiquitinase activity
Source: RefSeq, a predicted model, not a curated record
CUUUCCUUGCAGCGUUUCAUUGUUGCCUGUCAUCUCUCUUCCUCUCGGUCAUCUACAUUUCCUCUGAUGAUCUCUUUGCUUUUUCCUUAAUAUUGACGUUCUUUGAUGUCCGCGAUCUCGCUUGACUGGACUUCAUUCCGCUUCCUCCCUCCUCGUCCCCUCUCCUGUCGUGGAUCCCGCAUCCCCGCCCCCGGUGUUCUCUGACGCUGUACGCCUAGGUGCCCUGCACUUUCACCACGCAGGGUAAUGUGCUAGGGUACUUUUUCACCCUGGUCGUUGGAGAAUGUCCUUGGAUGCAGCGUCUCUGCCAUCCCCGCCGGACUUUACGCCGUGGGAGAACUCCAACCGUCCCGUUCCCCGCGGUAGCAUGCCUCCCAGUGGAGGGGCCAGUCCUAAUGGCAACCAUGCGCCCCCCGCUGGCGCACAGCCACCCAUAUUCCCCAAUAUCAAGGAUCUACAGGAUCAGGCGGCGGCCUUGGACGUCAAUGAGAAGACUUCGAUAAGCGACUUGCUAAGAAAGGCCCGGGAGGCUAUCGAUCAAGCGAGGACCCUUGUGGAUUUCGAUCAACUCGACAAAGCGUACGUUCACUACCUUCGAGCGUCCGAGAUCACCGUCAACCUCAUCCCUCGUCAUCCCGACUACCGAGUAGCUGUGAACCAACGCCCAGGCUGGUAUAAAGAAUUCGCAAGUUUGAUGAUGGCUGUGCGGACCAAGCAAGGGACGAUGGACGACAUCAAGCAUCAAAUCAUGGAGGAUAACGUUCGAAGUAACGUUCCACCUACUGCUUCCCCGAAAAGACAGUCUGUAUUCCCCACAUUUGAGAUGCCAUCUGCCGGAACGGUUCAAAGCCAGUCUCUUCGAGGUCGCCAGGACCAAGUCGAUUCCAAUGGAUUUCGCCUGCCAAGCCCGUCGAAAUUCCAGCAAAUCUCCCAGGUACAGGCAAACCUGAAUCGGCAUUCAACUCCCGUAGAUGAUGUACUUGCCCAGCGAUUUGCCCGGCUGCGCGCGUCGCCUCCUGAAGGCUCCCAGAGCGCAACGACGAAUGGAACUAACUAUACAAGCGGGACGGACCCAAUGCCUUCGGCGGAGGGAUCUAAUGGCGAUUACCCGCCUCGCCCCCGGUCGUAUAUGCCCGAUGGAUCGCCACAGCCCUCCAUCCUCAGUUCUCCGCAAAGGCGGCCCUUGGGGCCCCGCACCAUGGGUACAUCCCAUGCUGCCCCUGCUUUACCGCCCAAGGUACCGCUAGUGACAACUUCACUCCCUCGUGCCCCAGACCCGGCUUACAGUCCGAUCUGGUCGGUGCCAUCCCAGCCCCAGUUGCAUCCUCCGAGGACCUCGACGGAAAGCUCGCGUCCAGUCAAUCCAAGAUACUCCCAGUUGUCUAACCCUAACUCUCCCCGCGGGAGUCCGAGUCGUGACGACAAUCCCUACAGAUCCUAUACACCGAACGGUAUCCACCAGGCCAAGGAGCUUCAAAGCAGCACUGCCGAUCUUCCUCUCACCCCCACGGUUAGCGCUCACGAUCUGCUCGACUAUCUUCGGAGAUACAAUGUCAUGUUGAUUGACGUGCGCCCUCGAGACCAGUUCGACCAUGGCCACGUUUAUGCAAAGUCGAUCAUUUGCAUCGAGCCGGUGGCCCUGAAAGAAAAUGUAUCUGCGGAAGAGCUUGAGGAACGUCUGGUGGUAUCACCUGAGCAUGAGCAAUCGCUGUUCGAGCGGCGCAAUGAGUUCGACCUGGUGGUGUACUAUGACCAAAGCACGUCGUCGAUCAGCUACCUCGCUGGGUCGCCCGUCGGAACCACCGCGCCUCAUCUCAGGGCGCUUCACGAUACGCUGUACGAAUUCAACGCGUACAAACCCUUGAAAGAUGGGCGGCCUCCGGCACUCCUUCUCGGCGGGCUAGACGCGUGGAUUGAUCUGCUCGGUCAACAAUCCCUUGCCACAUCGUCCACUGCAGCGGUGAUGGGUUCUCUACAGGUAAAGCGACCCGUCGCAAAACCUGGGCGACCAUUAGGGAGAGUGCCGACCAUGGUCAGCGCCAACUCCAGUUUAGAAGUGAGAAAACGGCGACUUCGGGAAUACCGGCCUCUAAAUCCGGAGGAACUUACAGCGUGGAUGGAACAGUCAAAGGUUGAAGAAAUCGACGCGAGCGCCUAUGCCGAAGAGGUACCAUUCACCGAAGAGCCGGAACAGGAGGAAGGAGACGAGGCCCAGGCGCCGGUGUCGCCCUUUGUCCAUACCUACGAGGACUUUCUGCGCCGUUUCCCUGAGCCACACACCAUCCAACAGUCCAUGGUGGUGCCGCACGUACGGCCAGCUGGAACAUCAGCCCCCAACUACGCGGCUUCGGCCCCUGUGGUCCCAUCUCGACCGCCGCCUGCGGUGCCGCGCCCCAGCUACAGUGGUGUCUCAGAAGGGCGUCAGAUCCAACCCACCCUGGAGCGCCAAAAUUCGGCCUCCAAAACUGCCCUCUACACCGCGAACAGCCUGCUGCACAGGAUCAAGCUUCCCCGGACCGGUCUGACGAACUUUGGCGUGACCUGUUACAUGAACUCCACCAUCCAAUGCUUGAGCGCAACGGUCAUGUUGAGCAAGUUCUUCCUUGACAAUCGGUUCCGGUACUACAUCCAAAAAAACUGGAAGGGCUCGCAAGGGGUCAUGCCAGGGCUCUUCGCGAACUUGGUGCGGUCAUUGUGGAAGAAUGACGUCGAGGUGAUCAAACCCACCUCGUUCCGCAACUUCGCCGGGAGACUCAAUCAAGAGUGGGCCAUCGACCGUCAGCAGGACGCCAAGGAGUUUUUUGAUUUCGUUGUGGACUGCUUGCAUGAAGACCUCAACAUCAAUUGGCAGAGAAACCCUCUGCGGCCGUUGACCUUUGAAGAGGAAAUGCAACGGGAGCGGAUGCCGGUUUCCAAAGUCUCGAAGAUCGAAUGGGAUCGGUACCGCCAUCGCGAAGAGUCGUUCAUCUCGUCGCUCUUCGCGGGUCAGCACGCCAGUCGACUCCGAUGCACCACUUGCAAGCGGACCUCCACGACCUACGAGGCCUUCUACAGUAUCAGCGUGGAGAUUCCACCGUCCGGUACGGGCGACAUUUACCAGUGCCUCCGCAGCUACUGCCAAGAAGAGAUGUUGAGCGGCGACGAAGUAUGGAAGUGCCCAUACUGCAAAUGCGAGCGAGUGGCAACGAAACAAAUCAUCAUCACCCGAGCGCCCCAGAUCUUGGUCGUCCACUUCAAGCGAUUUGCGGCGUCCAAGACUCACAGCGCACGCAAGAUCCACACGCCGAUUGAAUUCCCGUUGCACGGCCUACGGAUGGACGAUUUUGUUUUCACGACGCCCAACUCGUCAGCUCCGGACAAAACCGGGCCACAUGACCCGUUGUCGCCUGUAUCUCCCCCCUUCACGUACGAUGCCUACGGCGUGCUCCGCCACAUUGGGUCCUCCAUGGGCAGCGGCCACUACAUCUCGCUGGUCCGAGAUGCACAACGCCAGUGCUGGCGGAAAUUCGACGACGAGCGGUCAACAGAUUUCAACCCCCGCGACAUGCGAUACAAAGACCGUCUAACCAACGAACAAGCCUAUAUUGUCUUCUACGAGCGGGUUCCUGCGAAGUGAUGGUGAUCCCAAUUGCUGUGGAUCGACGUCGCACGACAACGUCGAGUUCCCCCAUCCUUUUUUCCAUUUCCUCCUGUUUACUUUUCAUUUAUUUUUCUUGCCUAACGAAAGUGACGGCAGAUAUGUGAUACACGACAAACGAAAUUUUGCAUGUAGCGAAUGCCCUCAUUGUCUUGGAUUGUGCUCUUAUAUCCUGUUCUUAGCUAUCUCCUGGCCAGCCGCAUGUUGAUUUUUGUAAACCAUUUGAGCGGGUCCGUUUGGUUUUUGCCUGUUUUGUACAUAGGUUUUUGGAUUGUUG